Messenger RNA from Lotus japonicus, 2454 nucleotides. RefSeq lists its product as uncharacterized. The transcript has 4 exons. NCBI's taxonomy places the organism in Eukaryota, Viridiplantae, Streptophyta, Magnoliopsida, Fabales, Fabaceae. Bases 892 to 1827 code for a protein of 311 amino acids. The record is from RefSeq and is a predicted model, not a curated record.
CCUGAAUUACUGCCUAUUUAUCGGUUCUGUAGUAUUAAGUUAUGUCUUCUUACUAACUGAAUUUCUGGUGAAUAAUGUCAAUGGUAGAACUGGUACCAAAUAUAUAUAUAUAUAUAUAUAUAUAUAUAUGGAUCACACAUAGCAAUUUUGUGUAAUCAUUGACAUACAUAUCUAUGAUGCAACAAACUAGAUUAUGAAGCUGAAGCUGAACUUGGACUUCUGCCAGCACUUUGAAAAUCAUCUGUACUGUAACUACUCACUCGUAGGUUCUACAUAUAUUUACCAAACAGACUCACAAAUGACAAAAUUAGUGCAUUCCUUCUCGAUUUAGGUAACUCAGGCUAUCCAUAUUAUAACCAUCUUACCCCAGCUUCAAUAGUUCUGCAGGGACUGAAAUGUAAUAAAUAAAUAGUUGGUUAGUUGACAGCUGCUGCCAGCUGUAGGCAGUUAGAAGUAGUUAACAGUUGCAAGUGUGCAACUGUGUAGUAUAAAAGGGGCAGUAGCUUGCAAUUGAAGCGAUCUCCUUAGAGUUUACAUACUGGUUUUGGAACCAGAGAGAUGUUUGGGAGCUCUAGGAAACCCUAGUUUCAGUGUUCUUCCCCAAUUUCAUUGUAAUUCCCUGAAUCCCUAGUUGAAGUUACAAAUUGAACUACUGAAUUGUAAUCUCAGUUUCAGAUCAAUAACACUCACUGGAAUCACCAGUGUUAUCAAUAAUUAACUCAAGUCGGUUUUCCACUCAAGUUAGUUAAGCAGUUAGCAUACAACUGAAUACUGUUUGUUUGUUGGCUUGUACGUAGGAUAAGUUGUUGACCUUCUUGUUUGAGUUAACACCUAAUUAGUUCACUAUCUCCAUGGUAACUAUGUGUAUGAUUAUUCCAUUUUCUAGUAAUUAUGACUUUGCCUUAUUUUUCCCAGACACGUGUUCGGCACCGAUGUUAUCCAGAUCCUCUUUUGGAAGUGAACAGAGAACUCACAGAACGUCAAAGGUCGAAAAUACGGCAGACCCCAUUUAAAUGGCUAAUGCAAAUUCCUGAACAUCUACAAAUCAACGGGAGUUUGCUAAAAGAAUUAACCAUUCGGUGGGAGGAGCAGAGUUUGGCUUUUGUAAUACAAAAUAAGCUAGUGCCAUUUACUCCCGUAGAUGUCUGCUUAGCACUUGGCCUACACAUAUUAGGGGAAAAUGUGAGUUUACAAUCUGAUACAGAGGUUAAGGGUCACUGUUAUACUAAAAAGUUGUUUGAAGGAAAGAAAAUCACUUCAUUAACCAUCUAUGACCAACUUCAAAAGUACAAGGCUGAUGAACAUGUUGAUGACUUCUGUCGGCUAUAUGUGCUUCUUAGUUUUGCUUUAUUCUAUUUGCCUAACACAAAACAUACUGUCCCUGAUGCCCUAGUGAGGAUUUUAGAUUCUGAAGUACAUUCCCUUCAUAAAUAUAGUUGGGGUGUUCUUGUGUACGAUGUUUUGGUUGAUAGCUUGAACUCUAUGGCCAUAGGGUUGAAGGAGGCAACAAUUUCUCAUCAGAUAAAUAUCAUAGGUUGUGCAGCAGUAUUACAGAUCUGGGCACUGGAACACUUGGUAUUGUCACCAAAGAUAUCCGCUGCCACUCUAAAUACAUUUCCUCGAGUUCUGGGCUGGAAUCCCCUUGUGACGCGGCAGAUGAAUUUGUCCAAACUGUUUAAAACUUGUUGUGUAUAUGAAGAAGUGGUUGUAGCAAAUGAAGACCUUCAUGAUGAUAUUUUAAGGGAAGCCCUGGAGAAGGCACCUAGUGGGUUUUGCCAUUGGUGUCCAACCUUUGUUAAGUCGAAAAAAGAGCAAACGAGAACAUGAAUUUUUAAAUGCACAGCUUAGGUUAUUAGAGGAUAGGAUAUCAUUCCUUGAGAAUUGAGAUAGAAGCACCUCCUUUGCUUGAAUGGAAAACCACUACCUCAACAAAGAUGGGCGAUGAAAGUUUCCACUAUGAAAAUUCUAAUACAGAGUGUCCAGAUUUAGCUGAAUGUGUUACUAUACCCCAUGUUCAUGAACCCGAUGAUGAUGAUGAUGCUAUGCAUGAGGAACACCAUGAGGAAACGCAUGUUGAUGAACCCGAUGAUGAUGAUGAUAUGCAUGAGGAACGCCAUGAGGAACCGCGUUCAAACAUGUACACACGGCUUAAAGACCAACCCAGGAGACGCGUGGAAAGUUCUAUAUCGCACACACCGUGGACCACAUUUAAGAAGAACAAAAAGAGGAAUCACCCGUAGGGAUGUUUAAAACUAUGUCAAUUUUGGAAAAGUUUCUGGUUCAUAGGCAGUGGCUUUAAUGACAUGAUUGACAGAAGCAUGUCCUGCUUAUGCAAUUUUCUUUGAAGUUCCAGUAGCUUGCUGAUCAUAGGUAGAAUCCUUUUGUACUGAUCAGCUGUGAACAAAUCAAUUUGUAAGUACUUGUAGCUGAUUACAAAGUCAUGAGUCGUAAUUA